Messenger RNA from Purpureocillium lilacinum, 627 nucleotides. The record is from RefSeq and is a predicted model, not a curated record. Lineage: Eukaryota; Fungi; Ascomycota; Sordariomycetes; Hypocreales; Ophiocordycipitaceae.
AUGCUGUCGCGACUUGUCGGGGCUGUAGAAGCUCGAUGCGCGGCCAAUCGUGAGGGGGAAGUAUUCCGGCCGCCGGGUGAAACAGAGGUAGCAAACUCGACGGCAGUCUAUGAGGUAGAGAUGGUCGCCGAAGCGUUCGCAAGUGGGGCAUCGCGUCGUGCUGAGGGUUUUGUACAACGUGUGGCAAUCAAAAGCGUCUGCCUGGAUGCUAAUGAUUGCGCGAAUGAUGUUAGGACAGUGCCGGAAGAUGGUAGCGUACUGACGGAUCGAGUCGACAAUCUCCAUCGCGCGGCGGUUAACGCGGCGAAAACAUGUCAACGAUGGGAGAUCCAAGUACAGCAGGACCUGUGUGAGCAAUUCUGCCGGGAGCUGAUCGAGUUGGCCGACGGCAUAGUGCGGUGCGAUGGACGCGUCGACCCAUCGUCCAUUGUCAAGCGGACAUCGUGUCACCAGCUGCGCGUCGUCCAAAGUGUUGUCGCGGAUGUUCUGCUUCGUGUAGGUCGUGGAAUCGAGUACAUCAGAAAACUGUCUUUCCAUCACAUUGCGUUUUGCUCGAUAUUACGCUCUAGGAGUGGAGGCCUAGAUGGACAAGCUUAUGGGAGAGGGUAUCCGGCGAUUCUAGAGUGA